Molecule: messenger RNA, 1704 nt
Organism: Sungouiella intermedia
Lineage: Eukaryota; Fungi; Ascomycota; Pichiomycetes; Serinales; Metschnikowiaceae
Source: the annotation of a GenBank genome assembly
AUGGAGUCCGUUGUCACAUCAUUCAAGAAGUUACGAGAGCGAGUUUCGCCCGUAAAGAACGCGGCGUUGCUCUCUUCCCGUGAACAUAUUCAAAACAAGGUUCUUGACUUGGAAAUGGAACUUGCAAAGAAGCGUCGGAGUUCGGUGGAUGAUCCGUUUGCAGACAAAUCGAGCAAGAUGGCCAGAACAGGUGAUAUUUCUCGUGACAAUUCUUCGGUAUGCCAUAUUUCGCCCGUGGACACCGAUAGCACCAUGAGUUCCAAGUACAUACGCGACGAGAACCUCAGGUCUGGAAGACGGGAGAAGCUGCCGGAUUCGAAGGCAGAGACGCAACUGGUAGAUUCAGAAAAGUUGAUCAGUGAUACAGCUGAGGAAGACGCGGUCACACUCGAAGUUUUGGAAGAAAUGCACAAGCUAGAAGAAUGUUUUCCUAUUUUGGCAGAGAAGUACCGGUUGCUAGACAAGAUCGGAGAAGGAACAUUUUCCACCGUUUACAAAGCUGAAGCAGUGAACGGGGCUGUUGUUUUGGGUUCACAGAUAUGGAAAUCACCUCCUCUUCAUCGCACAGUGUCUCGGUCACAGAAAAAGAAGAACCCAUUAGUGGCUCUCAAGCAGAUUUAUGUGACUUCUUCGCCCAAUCGUAUACAUAAUGAGCUCAGCUUGCUCUACAUGUUAAGCGGGAACUCUCACGUGGCACCUUUGCUUGAUAUCUUGCGUUAUCAAGACCAGGUAUUGGCUAUUCUUCCUUAUUACCAGCACGCAGACUUUCGGGAUUUUUACCGUGACCUCCCUGUCAAGGGUAUUAAGAAGUACAUGUGGGAGCUUCUCCAGGGAUUGGAGUUUGUGCAUAGUAAGGGCAUCAUCCAUAGAGACCUCAAGCCAACUAAUUUCCUCUAUGACCCAUUCAAAGGAAAAGGUGUACUUGUGGACUUUGGCUUGGCUGAAAAAAUGCCUCUGUCCAUGUCUUCUUCGAACCGUUCCACAAACAUGUGUCCGUGCUUGUCCAAAGACCGGAGUGCCAACGUCAAGAUCCAUCUGAAACGCCUUAAUAUCAAGGCUGCAUACCCUAAGCUGGAUCAAAGACCUCCUAGGCGUGCAAACCGUGCCGGAACCCGAGGCUUCAGAGCCCCGGAAGUGCUCUUCAAGUGCACCAACCAGUCGACGAAGAUUGAUAUUUGGUCUGCGGGAAUUAUAUGCUUGUCGCUAUUAGCACGCAAGUUUCCACUUUUCAACUCUCCCGACGAUAUUGAAGCCCUCGUGGAGAUACUUCUCAUAUUUGGGGUCGAAAAGCUUCAGAAAUGCGCCGAACUCCACGGCUGUGGCCUUGAAAUCAGCAUUCCCAACGUCCUGACUACCAGCUACAACGGCAACUUAGUUAAGCUUUUGACAACCGUUCUCAGUCACGAGGAUGAAAAUGAGUGCCUCCCCUCAGAUUCUGUCAUUUACGAUACAUUAAAGUACCUCGAUCCGAAAACAAAUACCCUUGUCAAGCCUUCGCUAUCCAACAGCCAAGACGUCUCCAGCGACGAAUACGAUCAAGUCAAAAGGGAUCUCGAAGGCUAUAAUGACCUUAAGCAUUUACUCCAACUCCUCUACGGAUCGCUUAGUUUGGACCCAAGCAAACGUCACUCCGCGAGCCAACUCAUGAAAGCACCAUUCUUUAGCGAGAUGGCCACCCACAAGGAUGACGAGGUGUUGUUGUGA